CCCGUCGCUCCCCAACCCUGCGGCUCGGCCCCGAGGGCCCCCUCGGCACCCGUCCGCCGUAACCCCUUCUCCAGCCUGGACAACGCACCGCGGCAGCCGGUCCGGCGGCAGCAGGAGGAACCGGGACAGCCGGCGGGGGGGCCCGCCUCCACUGCGCCCUUCUGGCAGUUUUUAGAGUGUGCAGAAGAUAAGCCGGCCCGGAACGUGGGGCUCUCAGAGGGAACCGACGUCCUGGCGCUGCCCGAGGACCUUCAUUUACCUGUUCCUACCCCUGAUGUCCGCACCUCACCAAGACACGAGUUUCCUGCAGACUGGAGCAUCAAAACACGACUUCUGUUUAUGUCUUCUCAACCUUUUACUUGGGCAGAGCAUUUAAAAGCACAGGAGGAAGCUCAGGGAUUUGCUCAGCAUUGCAGAGCGGCAGAAAUAAACUUGCCACAGAGUGUACAGGAACCAAAACUGUCCACAGAACUGCGUUGUGCCUUUCAGCAGAGCCUUGUUUACUGGCUUCACCCAUCGCUGUCGUGGCUGCAGCUGUUUCCUCGUAUUGGAGCAGACAGAAAGAUAGCAGGAAAGGCCUGUCCAUGGGCACAGGAUGAGGCCUUGCAACAAGCGCUGAUGAGUGACUGGUCUGUCAGCUUUACUUCUCUAUACAAUCUGCUCAAAGCCAAGCUGUGCCCCUACUUCUAUGUGUGCACUUACCAGUUUACUGUCCUGUUCCGUGCAGCUGGUCUGGCGGGAAGUGAUGUUAUCACAGCAGUCAUUUCUCCCACCACCAGAGGUUUAAGGGAAGCCAUGAGAAAUGAAGGCAUAGAGUUUUCUUUACCUUUGGUAGAAGAAAGUAGAAGCAGAAAACAGAAAAACUCUGAAGGGAAUUUGGAAACAGAAAUUGCUCAAGGCCUUGAAGUAGGCAGAAGCUCUGAGAAUGGCGAGGAAGCUGCUCCAAGUGAUGAUGAUGAUGAUGAUGGUUUCUCUUGGCUUGAGGAGAUGGGAGUCCAAGACAAGGUUAAAAAACCAGAUGCUAUUUCUAUUCAACUUCGUAAAGAGAAGCAUGAAGUGCAGGUGGAUCACAGACCUGAAUCCCUCGUGGUGGUGAAAGGAACAAACACAUUCACUUUAUUGAACUUCCUGAUAAACUGUAAGAGCCUGGUGGCUGUUGCAGGUCCACAGGCAGGGCUUCCUCCAACUCUAUUGUCUCCUGUUGCUUUCCGAGGUGGAACAAUGCAAACGCUCAAAGCUCGUAGUAUGAAUGCAAAAGCCAGGGUCCGCCUGGCAUACGAAGAUAUCUUCAGUUUGGAGAUCAUAGGCCCAGUCCUGCCUCAUUCUCUCCACUUGCUGACCAUGCUGCUGCAGUCUGCACAGCAGGGAGCAUUUUCUGCAGUGCUGUAUACGCACGAGCCAACAGCUGUGUUUAACGCUAAUCUCGAUAAUGCGAGCCCUGCCUUAAAGAAGGAAACCGUAAGUAAAGACCUGCUGAAGUGUGGGCUGCAUUCUAAAACUUUAGAUCAACUGAGUCAGGUGCCAACACUGGGAAAAUCUUCCCUCCGGUUUCUGGAAAUGAAGGACUCUGCAUAUGCCUGGAAGUCUUAGGUACGUGCUGUUUGGAGUUGGUGGAGCACAAAGCUCUCCAGUAUGAAGUUGCUGUGCUGCCUGCAGGGCAGCACCUACGCUGUACAGGAGGGAUGUAACUUAGUCAAACAUCACAGCCAACUCUUGCACAUCACAGCAAUAAAACACCUCAAAGGGCUUCAAGAGGAAAUUGAGGAAAAGGCCCUGGACAUCUCCUUUUGUAUUUUAGAAAGCAUUUUUUAAAAUAAAAUUUUAUAAAAUUACUUGCUUUUGAUCUGAA
Molecule: messenger RNA, 1849 nt
Organism: Meleagris gallopavo (turkey)
Lineage: Eukaryota; Metazoa; Chordata; Aves; Galliformes; Phasianidae
Source: RefSeq, a predicted model, not a curated record